AUGAAUGAGAAUUGGAUCAAAAAGGAAAAGUAUCAAACUGAGAAGCUCUUGGAGUUGAUUACUACUGAGGAACAUAUUAUGAGGCAAAGAGCUAAGGUAAGUUGGAUUAGGCUUGGAGAUGGCAACAAUGCCUAUUUCCAUGCUUCUGUUAAGAGUAAACAAAGUAAGAUGCACAUCCAAAAGUUAUGUAAAGAAGACGGGACUGUUGUCACUAGCUAUGAGGAUAUAACUCAGGAGGUGCUCCAAUUUUAUGGCAGGCUGAUGGGUAUAGCUCAACAUAAUCUUGAGGCUGUGGACAUCAGGGCUCUAAGAAAAGGGAAGAAAUUGUCUAGCAAUCAAAGGAAUAUGCUGAUUGAUCAUGUGACUGUGGCUGAGAUUAGAGAUGCUUUGAAUAGUAUUGAGGAUCUAAAAGCUCCAGGGGUGGAUGGUUACAAUUCGAAAUUCUUUAAAGCCUCUUAG
Messenger RNA from Vicia villosa (hairy vetch), 459 nucleotides. RefSeq lists its product as uncharacterized. The transcript has a single exon. The record is from RefSeq and is a predicted model, not a curated record. Bases 1 to 459 code for a protein of 152 amino acids. Lineage: Eukaryota; Viridiplantae; Streptophyta; Magnoliopsida; Fabales; Fabaceae.